Struthio camelus australis is the source of this 7802-nucleotide messenger RNA. Lineage: Eukaryota; Metazoa; Chordata; Aves; Struthioniformes; Struthionidae. The record is from RefSeq and is a predicted model, not a curated record.
CUUUCCUCUCAGUGUUUAUUUAAAAUGUCCCCUCUUCAAGGUUAAACCUGCAUUAAUUUUGUACCUCUUGUAUACCUACAAUUUUUUUGCUCAACCCUAACUGGAACUUAAUAACUCAUGGGGAAAAAAUAAAGUACUGUCACCCCACUAACGAGAUCAUGAGAUAACAGUCUGAAUUUAUGCAAAUAAUUUUUUAUUGUAGAUCUUGGUUUUAAGAUUUGGCCUGUUUUUCAAAUCAUUGUUUUGAGCAGUGAGAAAGUUGGAGAAACUCGCAAUCUAAAAAAGCAUGCUGUAGCUGGUUGUAUGUUAUAAGGAAACGUUGUAUAGUCAUUUAAAAAUUGAAAUUUGGUAACCUUUGAUUUGAGAAGGAUAUUGCAUUGGAAACUUAUCUGAAAACAAGACCUACAAGAAGAAAUUGCUGCUGACUCAGUUGGUAGCGCAACCUUUUAAAAUGACCAAUGGAUUAAUUACUUGAGAAUUAGGAAAAGCAAUCUGAAUAUGCAGCGAUUGUUUUUAUAAAACUUAGUUAAAAUAUGUUUUCAGAGCAGCUAUUUCUUUAAUAAAGUUAAAAUUAAACUCAUACAGAACAGAUUCAUAGAAAGAAAUUUAAGUUAGAGCUUUUAUGGCAGGGAAAAUACCCAGUAACUUGAAUGAAAACCACAUUUGAUAAAAAUAACUGAAAAUACUGCAUGAAAUGCAUUUCUGUAGAGGGCUGGUAUAUUAGUGAGCCUACUCUCAACUUGUAGGACUGGGAGAGUGGUAUAAAUAAAAAUGAGAAUGCGUUGGCAUUGCAAAGGACUGAUUAGUCUUUUUUUUUUUCCAGUAAACAUAUUCCUUUUGAGUAAUGUAAAGUUUAUUUAAAUCCAAAACACGGACAGGUCUUCUGCAAUUUACAUUGCCUGUGGACAGCAGCCAAGGCCAGCAUGCAGGUCCUUUAUGAACGCCUUCUCAGAAGAAAAUAUCCACGAACCCAGAGAGACGCCUACCUAGAGAACAUAGAUGUAGAAGUUCGUCUUACAGAGCUGUGUGAAGAAGUGAAGAAAAUGGAAAAUCCUGAUGAACUGGCAGAACUCAUAAAUAUGAAUCUUGCUCAGCUUUGCUCACUUCUAAUGGCUCUCUGGGGACAGUUUCUGGAGGUCAUUACCUUACAAGAGGAAGUCACAGCAAUGCUAGCGCAGGAGCAUCACACGUUAAGAGUGCGCAGAUUUGCAGAAGCAUUCUUUUGUCUUGAGCAUCCUAGGCAAGCUGCGCUUGCCUAUCAAGAACUACACGCUCAAAGUCAUCUACAAAUGUGUGCAGCUAUCAAAAAUACUUCCUUCUGCAGUUCUCUUCCACCCCUCCCUAUUGAAUGCAGUGAACUAGAUGGAGAUAUGAACUCCUUACCUAUAAUCUUUGAAGAUCGGUAUUUAGAUUCAAUUACUGAAGAUCUGGAUGUACCCUGGUUGGUAGUUCAGAAUCUUCCAAGGUCAGAGUCCAAUAAACUGGAUAAAUUUGAGGCUGAAGAAGGUUUUGUAGCUGCUUUUACUAGCCCAGAAUUGAAAAUAAGACCUGCAGGUGCCUCCAACCCUUGGCAUUCAGAAAGUGAGAAGCUGCUAACAAAGUCUUUGAAAGGGAAAAAUGAAGAUGCAAAUAAAUCCAAAGUUAAGGUUACUAAGCUUAUGAAAACAAUGAAACCUGAAAACACAAAAAAAAUCGUGAAACAGAACUCUAAGGACUCUGUGGUUUUAGUAGGCUACAAAUGCUUGAAAAGCACAGCAUUGGAAGAUGCCUCUAGAAGCCCAGAAGGCAGGCCUUCGUAUAAUGCUGCCGAAGGGCUGGACCCUACGUUAGGUGGAUUUCCUUGUGACGCAAAGACCUGCACCAGGCAAAUAAGUCAAACAGAGCUUACAUGUUUGGCCUCUAGAACUGAGCAAAAGACUGCCAAGACUGAAGGUAUUCAACCAAGUCAGGGUAGCCCAGUGAAUUCUUAUUGCACAAACGUGGCUAUUUUUGGUAGACUUAAUAUCUCCCAGGCAGGUCCUGGAAUUACGGAAGCAGAUAGUGCUCUGCAGCCCGGAGGUGCACUUGAAGGCUGUCAUGGAGGUCAGCCAACUGCAUCAGGCGUCAGGACAAUUGAGGUGAAACCAAGUAGUAAGAAUCCCUAUGAAGGGGAGAAAGUAACUGUUCACAUUGGAUCAUGGGCUGAGUUUCCACAAGAUGGAGUGCAAGGAGAGAAUUUGCAGACACCCAAUAUUCAGGCUUCAGAAUCCAGAAGUAAACUGAACUCAGGAGAACAAGAACAAGUAUUUGAGAAAGAAGAUGUCCGUGAAAGAAAUUUCCGACAUACGAGUGAUGUCUUGACAAGAGUAAGAAGUAACCAGCCUACUCUUCCUACAAAAGAAACUCAAAUUUCUGUAAGUGGAGAUGUGACUAAAUUACCAGAUGUUAGUGUGAUGUAUGCCUCUUCUAGAUUUUCAGAUUCAGGUGUAGAAAGUGAACCAAGCUCUUUCGCAACUCACCCCAACCCCGAUCAGGUUUUUGAAAAUAUUCAGGGGCAAAGUGCAUACAGUAGUGAGAGGUUAUUUCCUCAGCUUUUACUAAAACCGGACUGUGCUAUAAAAAAUGCCAUAGAAAGCCAUUGCACUGAGAGUACCAGUGCUGUAAGUGAAAUACAGUCAUCCCUGACAUCCAUAAAUUCUCUGCCUUCAGAUGAUGAUGAGCUGUCACCUGAUGAAAAUUCAAAGAUAUCUAUUGUACCUGAAUGCCAGCUGACUGACAGCAAAACUAUAUUGGAUCUUGGAGCAAUUGACUUACAAAAAUGCGAUGACGGUAAAAAAUCAAAUACCAAUUUGCAGCAGGAGUGUCUUGUCUUUUCAGGACGUUCAGAUAAUGAAACUCUGUCUAUACAUUCCUCAGAGUCAGGCACAAAAGAUCUUUUACACUUAGUUGUUUCAGAUGAAGAUGCAUCUACUGAUGUGAAAAGUUACAGCCCACAGGCAAACAUUGUCACAACUUCUGAGGACUCUCAGGACCUUGAAAAGCAUCAUAACACUACAGGAGAAACAGCUAAAUUGCAUGUGGAAAUUACUUAUAUGGGUGAGCCAUCUGUUGUUUCAGGUUGUUCAUCCAUAAAUGAGUGUGAGGUUGAAAAAACCAAUGAAGGAAAACAUAAUGAAACUUUAGAAUUAAAAGAGACAGCUGAAGAACUGUUAAUAGUGAAAAGUGAAACUGGUACAGAUAGUCUUUCUCCAGCCAGUAGUACUGAUAUAGUAAAGCAAGGGCUCGUAGAAAACUAUUUUGGCUCUCGAAGCAGCACAGAUAUUUCAGAUAUUUGGCCAAUGGACAACAGCGAUCCUGUUAGCCCUCAAAAGGAAACAUACGAAAAACAAACGAUUUGCCCCUCCCAACAAGAGGAGGAAGACGAGGAGGAUCAAGAAAUGAUUGAAAACGGGUAUUAUGAAGAAACGGACUAUAGCAUUUUAGAUGGCGCUUCCAGUGCUGACCCAGACCAGGAUCUUGGUUUUGCGGAAGAGAGAGCUUUAAGAUCUGAAAGGUGUGAGAGUGGGCAUCUAAGGGAUGGAAUAACUGUGCCUCCUGUCUGUACUCCUGGUUGCCUGUCUUUUCCUUCUGCUCUGAGAGACUCUCCUUGCAAUGUUAUCUGUUCGUCAAGGACUAAAACUGAUGCAAUUACGCAGCAGCCAGGCAGCACAUCCUACAGCUCAGCUUCAUCUGUUUCCUGGUAUGAAAGCUCCCCAAAACCUCAAAUGCUAGCUUUCCUCCAGGCUAAAGAAGAAUUGAAGCAACUUAAACUUCCUGGAUUUAUGUAUAGUGAUGUUUUCAAACUGGCUUCUUCAAUACCUUAUUUUAGUAUGGAAGAGGAUGACUGUCCAGAAGAUGGAAUACAUCUUAUAGUCUGCGUCCAUGGCCUAGAUGGUAACAGCGCAGAUCUCAGAUUAGUGAAGACUUACAUUGAGCUAGGGCUGCCUGGAGGGAGAAUAGAUUUUCUUAUGUCCGAGAGGAAUCAGAAUGAUACCUUUGCUGAUUUUGAUUCCAUGACAGAUCGCCUUUUAGAUGAAAUUAUACAGUAUAUUCAAAUUUAUAAUCUAACCCUUUCAAAAAUCAGCUUUAUCGGACAUUCACUGGGUAAUUUAAUAAUCCGUUCAGUGCUCACAAGACCUCGGUUUAAAUAUUACCUCAACAAACUUCACACCUUCCUGUCUCUGUCUGGACCACACCUUGGUACACUCUACAACAGCAGCGCUCUUGUUAAUACAGGUCUGUGGUUUAUGCAGAAGUGGAAGAAGUCUGGUUCUUUAUUGCAACUGACAUGUCGAGACCAUUCAGAUCCACGACAAACUUUCUUAUACAAACUUAGUAAAAAAGCAGGUCUUCAUUAUUUCAAAAACAUAGUGUUAGUAGGAUCUCUGCAGGAUCGUUAUGUUCCUUAUCACUCUGCUCGCAUUGAGAUGUGUAAAACAGCUUUAAAGGAUAAGCAAUCAGGACCAAUUUAUGCUGAAAUGAUCCAGAACCUGCUUCUGCCAGUUCUUCAAAAUAAGGAAUGUAAUUUGGUUCGUUAUAAUGUCAUUAAUGCAUUGCCCAAUACAGCAGAUUCUCUCAUAGGAAGAGCUGCACACAUUGCUGUUCUUGAUUCAGAAAUAUUUUUAGAAAAAUUCUUUCUUGUUGCUGCCCUAAAAUAUUUCCAGUAGAGAAGAGCAUAGUGAGAGACUUGGUUAUUACCUCAUUAACAGAUGAAUCAAAUAAUGUGUGGUAUUAAAGUAUAGCUGCAGCUGUAUUUUAAGAGAUAUUUAUACUUUUUAUAUGGAAGAUAAUUUAUAUCAUCCACACUUAGGGCUUUUUAACAUCAACUUUACUUUCUAGGCAAUGUGGCUGUGCAAUAUUUUUUUAUUUUGUUCUUUUUACUUUUCUAUUACUUUUUCUUAAUUUUGGGUACCUAAUUAUUAGGAGAUUAAAGCACAGUGUGUACUUUUGGUUGGGGUAUUAUUGGCUCUUAGGCUUAAGAAGUCAGUGUUACAUGGCUACAUUUUACUAGAGGCUUUAGAUGCCAAAAGAAAUUGGAAGUUAAAAAUUCUAGUAAGGUAUUACACAUUCAGAGGUAUUUUAGCACUGCAGAAAGUUUAACUGGAAACACAAUGAGCUGCUAAAAUACUGGAUAUUUGAGAAUGACUGUAUUUGUCAAUCUCACAAAGACGACCGUUACCGAGUUGUCUGUUUAGAUAUCACUACAUCUUAACAGUUUUCUACAAAAUCAUCAUCAUCCUUAUUAAACAUGUUAUGCCGGUGUGGGAAUAUUUUUUCUACUGAUCUCAAAAACAUUCGUUUACAUAUUCACUUUUAUUACUGGAACUUUAGUUUUCAGAAGCAAAUGGCAACUAAGGAUUUUUGAAUGUUUAAUGAUAGCUGCCUUCAAAUAAUUGGGGUUUUGCAAAAUUCAUUAAAAUUGCCCCUUACUCUGUCUUCAGAUGAACGUGGACAGUUUUACAUGGACUUCCUUGUAUGUACGAAAAAUAAGUAAAUGUUAUAAAUUUCUGCAAUACUUUUAUGAAUUUAAGCAAUUUUUAAAUAUUGUUAAAAUGUUUUAUUGACUACAAAGUAUUGUAAAUAUAGAUCAACACAUCUUCAAAUGAGACACUAUUGUAAACUUUACCUGUUUAGUGAUACAGAUAACAUGUUUUUGAUAUACAAGAAUGUUAAAGGUCUCUUGACUUUUUACUGGUGCUGAAUAGCAUUAAGUUUGGGUUCUCCUUCCUUCCCUUUUAUCUUAUUUCAAACAACAGUCCACUAAAGGUAGGGAAAAGGGUUACAUGUGCAUUCACUAAGUGUAACAAACAUUUUUUGAAAAAUACAAAUUUGUUGUAUAAUGCAUGUUUAUUUUUAGCAUUGUAUUAUUGCAUCUGGUGUUAAUAAAAUGAACAAAUGACUCUAAUGGAAGCAAUUAAAGCAACUGAAAUCUACCAAUUACCAAAAUUCUGGGGAGGCUUUAUAUAUUUUGUAUUAUUUGAACUUAAUAUAGCAAUAAUAGUUUAUAAUGAAGUAAUCUUGCAUUUGAUAUGGUUUGUUAAUAUCAUCUUUGUAAUAUAUUUCUUUCUCUGUAGCUUAUAAGUUUCAUUUGAGCACCUACAGUUUGGCAAUGUGUACACUAAAAAGGAAUAUUGUAUUACUGAGUUGCAUUAGGCGAGUCCUUAAAAUGAUGACAGAAAAAUAUCUUAAAUACAUUCCCACUCCAAAAAUGUAUAUUUUUAUUAAUAAUUUUUAUUUUAUGACCAUGUUACUAUGUUGUGAAUGUUUAAAUUAUGUUCGGACGUGUCAACUGUCCUUUGGUUAACAGUAUUCUAGUACUUGCUAAACUAGCUAAAUUUUUAAUAUCAGCUUAGGGAGCUAAGUCUGCAAAACAAUUUUCCUUGAUUCACAACGAUCAAGUUAAGCUACUCAUAAUACAUAAUUUUUUAGACACUCCUGUCACUGUAGGAAAAUGUCUAUCUUGCUGUGUCUCUGGAAAUCUAAAAAUGUAGAGCAUACUUUUGGGAUUAGCACAGCAGAAAUGAUGUGUAGCCACUUUUUUAAAUCAUAGAUCCCAUGCAUUUAAGCAGGCUUGAACUUGUUUUUCUUCUAUGAAGAAAACAGAGGUUGUAGGAAGUCAUAGCGUAUUUAGAUGCAAAUUUACCAAGGACAGGCCAAAUAUUAACAGAACUUCAUCUUCUUUUUGUCUCCCCUACUUUGUAUCACCCACUGCAGUCCAUCUGUGGUCUGGUAGCCCUGUCAGUGCUAUAGCUUUUGUGGUGCUGUUUGAUGCCCGUAAUUCCCAGAUAGAUGGCCACUACUUGUUUGCAGUAAGAUGAUACUGCGUAGCGUGAUGAGCCCGGUGUGCCCUUGGAUCAUAUGAAGUUCAUAUUUGCACUUAAAAACUUUAUGGUACACUUGCAGCUGCUGUAUGAACAACAUAUGUGAUGGAUGGACGUUACAGACAGCUGUGUGUGUGUUGUAUGGCGUGCUUGCCCGUAUUUCUGCCUGUGAUUUACUAGAUAGAAAUAUGGGACUCAUAUACAUAAUUGGAUGCAUCAGGAGCCAUAAAGUGUUCCAUCUUCCCCUCCCACCUUCUGCUUGAAUCAGGGCUUUGUCUUCCCGUAGGGAGAGUGACCUCUCCUUUUAUGAUAGUGCUAAGUAUCCCACAGCCACUUGAAAGAGGAGUAUGUUGCUUCAGGUGCUACUUAUAGAAUGGAAGACAAAAAUGAAGCUCUUAGCAUUCAUCUAGAAAGCUGCUAGUCUCUUGUUCCCUGAAGGCAUUACGCUGCUGCUGUUAUUUCAUAAAACUCCUGAUGGUAUUGUUAGGAGGUCAUUGCAUAAAACGAAAUUACUGUAUCUGAAUAUUUGUUUGUACAUAGUGUAUCUAAAUUAAUUCCAUGGUUUGUGUUUGAAUCGUCUAUCAAAAUUAAACUUUCUUAUCCCGUAGAUCUGGAAAUUACUACUAAUUGGGAAAAGGGGAUCAUGUGUUAUUGUGGAAGUCACCAGACUCUGCAGCAGGGCCAAGAAAUUCCAUGUUAAUGGAAAACUUAUGCUAUAGCCACAAAAUACUCUUCAUUCCAGGCCUAUCUUAUAUGCACAGCCCUGAACAGGUAUGUUGUUCAGAUAGCCAGACAGGAAGGAAGAGGAAUUUAGGCAGAAUUGGCACGUUUGCCUGCUGCCUGUGGCAGUGGUUGCUGUGAUGUAGGCUGCAUGGUCAGCUUACACUCUGCCUCAUCUGAAUUGACCUGCUGCAGAGUAAGUGUCAGCUCCAGCUCUGCUUUUUAGAGCAGCAAAGUAGAACA